GUUUUUGAAACUGCUCAAAUGUGAUAUUGUGAUAUAGUGACAGUAUUCAAAACUGUGUAACUUUAGACGCAAUACUAAUAUAUUUAAUAUAGUUUUGUCAGAACUUGUACAGUGCAGUUGGGUGUUACAGGAAUCGUGCCCCCUUCAGAAAUGGCAAUGGACAGUUUCAUUUACCACCGUGUCUGCGGGUACGCAGCCACAUUGGCCAUCCUCCUGGGCAAUACAGUGUACCUGGACGCAAGCCUGCGACGCACCAUGGCGAUAUACCCCGACUUGAAGAUCUACACACACUUGGAACCCCGCUACCUUACUGUUUGGAACGCGAUAUUCCAAAUCGUGAAUGCCAGUAUCGGCCUGUACAUAGAUCUGAGGACGCUACAGGGCAGAAGUGACAUGGUGCCGAAGCAGUUGACCAAGUUUAAACACACAUUCUUCAAUGCAAUCGUAUUCCCUUACACUGUGUUGGUAUUCACACUGUUCUGGCCAAUAUUCCUUUACGACCGAAACCUGGUGUUUCCCACAAGAGCCGACCUAUUCGUCCCCAAGAUAUCCAACUACAUCAUGCACGGGUUUAUUCUCUUUGUAGCCCUUUGGGACCUGGUCUUCCAGGAAUGGAACUUCGUCUCGUCUCAUAGGAAAAACUGCUUGUAUAUAUUUGGCAUGUACUGCGCUUAUAAUUCUGUGUUGUUCUUCACAAAGUACGGUGAUAUAGGCCUCUGGCCGUACCAAAUCCUGACAGUGCUGGAGGGCAGCAUAUUUUUCCCCCUCUUCUUCUUGCACAUAUUCAUCACUUUAUACGUCAGCUACUUCCUCCAGUGGAGAAUAAAAAACGGCUUCGCAGCGCUGACGGAAAAAUUAAGUCUGAAAAAAAUAUAGAAUCAUGAAAGAAAA
Molecule: messenger RNA, 891 nt
Organism: Plodia interpunctella (Indianmeal moth)
Lineage: Eukaryota; Metazoa; Arthropoda; Insecta; Lepidoptera; Pyralidae
Product: androgen-dependent TFPI-regulating protein-like
Exons: 5
Coding region: 151-876 (241 amino acids)
Cellular component (GO): membrane; endomembrane system
Source: RefSeq, a predicted model, not a curated record